AUGUUCAUUCAAACUCUCGUUGUGACUCUCUUCCCAGCCAUAGCCCUAGCGGUCCCAGCUACACAAACAACCUCCAACAGCGAAGAAGAUGCCAGCGGAAUAUUCAAUAUCCCAGCCCCAAUUGAAUCCGCCUGCAUCCAAGCUAUCCCGACUGCCUGGAUCUCAUCUCUAGCAGACCCUGCAUUUGCAUCCGCCGUACUUGCUGAAGAGGAACCAGGCAUUGAACCGUCAUGGUACAGCAACGAGCCUGACAGUGUGAAGGAAUAUUUAACAACACGCAGUGAAGCUAUUGAUGCAUACUACGCUAGCGCAUCUUCAGUCUAUUGUGCUACGGCUACUGUCUUGGAUAUCUCUGGAACCGCCCUUGCACUUUGUACUGCUGGCAGUGGUGCGGAUAGUAACUCGGGAUCAAUUAUCACCUCUACUCCGGUCUCUGCCAAAGCUUCUACCUCGAGUGCUCAGCUGGGUUCGACUUCCACUGGUGGUGUUCCCGCUGCCACUGCGGGCAUUGCCAUGAGCCUUGCUGGUACCAUGGCCCUUUUGGGUCUCGCUGUCGCCUUGUGA
Messenger RNA from Penicillium subrubescens, 564 nucleotides. RefSeq lists its product as uncharacterized. NCBI's taxonomy places the organism in Eukaryota, Fungi, Ascomycota, Eurotiomycetes, Eurotiales, Aspergillaceae. Bases 1 to 564 code for a protein of 187 amino acids. The record is from RefSeq and is a predicted model, not a curated record. The transcript has a single exon.